CCGUCGCCCAGGUUGUCUCGAGAGCAUCCUGGUGUUAGCAGUUUGCUGCGGUCAGAAAACCCAAGUAAAGACGCAGCUUACACUUGAUGGAGAAAUAAUGUAUUUAACUCUUAGGAAAAGGAAGAAGACCAGGAGCUACUGCGGAGGUGUUUUCCGCCACCGUCUGACUGCUCGCACCUGAAGAGGCCAGUUGAAAAGGCUAGCAAACAUUUAGCGAUUAGCUAAUCGUUCAAACUUUGACGGACAGCUAGUUGCUAACGCUGUUUUACAUCUGGACAGGGAACGGAUCAUUUUGUUGGAGCUAUUAUACCAGCAAAAAAAUUUAAUUCAAAGAUUUCAUUUUUAAAAAGCCGAUUUCAAAAGUAACGCGUCAUUACAAAAGUAACUAUUAGCUACCUUCUGGAUAAUGACCAAUGAUACACAGCUAAUGCUAACAACAACAGUACGUUAAACUGCAUAUAGUGUCAAACUAACGGCUACGUUUGGUGACAGGAAUUGAAAGCAACACUAUUAUUUCCUCUUAAUGUUGGUGCGGAUCAGGCAGCCGUUACAAAGCAACACGUCCUUGUUUUUCUUUGGUUAUUGACAUGACUGAGAAACAAUGCGAAACAGCAGGAUGUCAGAUGCGUGGGGAUUAAUGUUAUUCCCUCAAAAACACAUCGGUCCUGUCUUUUCGAUAAUCCCUGCCUUCCUCGCAAUGCAUUCACAAUAGAUCUGUGUACUUGUCGAGCCUGUAGCGCAGUUAUUUAGCAUUUAGGUUUAUUAAAUCAGUCUCUACAAGACCCCCAAACACCUUUAAUUAUGUCUGGGGACACAUCUGACAGUAGUGAUGACUCCGAUGGGAAAUCAAACAAACAUCAAACUGUCAAACAUCAAAUCACUAAUGCGAAUCUCACAGGUCACACUGAAAGGGUCGGCAUGGAGAACUUUGAGCUGCUCAAGGUUUUAGGCACCGGAGCUUAUGGAAAAGUGUUUUUGGUUAGGAAGAACACCGGCCACGAUGAAGGCCAGCUGUAUGCUAUGAAGGUUUUAAAGAAAGCAGCGAUUGUUCAGAAAGCAAAAACAACAGAACACACUCGCACUGAGAGGCAAGUGCUAGAGCACAUUCGCCAGUCUCCCUUCCUGGUGACGCUUCACUACGCCUUUCAAACCCAAAGCAAGCUGCAUCUCAUCCUAGACUAUGUGAGCGGCGGGGAAAUGUUUACUCAUCUUUACCAGCGAGAUCACUUUUCUGAGGAUGCGGUGCGGAUUUAUAUCGGGGAAAUAAUUCUUGCUCUGGAGCACCUGCACAAGCUUGGGAUCGUGUACCGUGACAUCAAAUUGGAGAACAUCCUUCUAGACAGCGACGGCCAUGUGGUGUUGACGGAUUUCGGGCUCAGCAAAGAGUUUCUGGAAGAAGAUAAAGGAAGGACCUACUCUUUCUGCGGCACCAUCGAAUACAUGGCUCCAGAAAUCAUCAGGGGAAAGACUGGCCACGGCAAGUCAGUAGAUUGGUGGAGUCUGGGGAUCCUGAUGUUUGAGCUGCUGACAGGAGCUUCUCCUUUUACCUUGGAGGGAGAAAGAAACUCUCAGAGCGAGGUGUCAAAGCGUAUCCUGCGCUGCGAUCCACCAUUUCCCUCAAUGAUUGGAUCUGUUGCUAAGGACCUGCUGAGGAAGUUACUGGUGAAAGAUCCACAUAAGAGACUCGGAUCGGGACCCAGAGGAGCCGAGGACAUCAAAGCACAUCCUUUCUUCAAGGGACUGAACUGGUCUGACCUAGCACAGAAGAAGGUAGCGAGUCCAUUCAAACCAGAGCUGAAAAAUGAACUGGAUGUUGGAAACUUUGCUGAGGAGUUUACUGGAAUGGAUCCGGUAUACUCGCCUGCGAGUACGCCUCCCAGCACCGACCGCCUCUUCCAGGGAUACUCAUUUGUCGCUCCCUCCAUUUUGUUCAAUAAGAACGCCGUCAUGGGAGACUUUUUUGAAACCCAGGUUGGAGCCGAACGCCCAGCUUCUACUUCUGUGCAGCAAAGUGCAAUGUUGAAGGAGUCGCAGUUCUUCCAGCACUAUGACCUGGAUCUUCAUGGACCUCCGCUCGGUGAGGGGAGUUUCUCCGUUUGCAGGAAAUGCAGACACAAGCAAACUGGCCACGAGUAUGCCGUCAAGAUCGUUAGCCGCAGAAUGGAGGCUAAUACUCAGAGGGAGAUUGCUGCCCUGAGGCAGUGUGAAGCUCACCCCAACAUUGUCAAGCUCUAUGAUGUCUACACUGAUCAGUAUCACACGUAUUUAGUGAUGGAGCUCCUGCAAGGCGGGGAGUUACUGGAUAGGAUCAAGAAGAAGAAGCUGUUUGGAGAGGCGGAGGCCAGUCAGCUGCUCCAGAGUCUGGUCUCCGCUGUCGGCUUCAUGCACGAGGCAGGAGUGGUGCACAGAGACCUGAAACCUGAGAACGUGCUGUUCACUGAUGAGGGCGAGGACUCCGUGCUGAAGGUCAUAGACUUCGGGUUUGCCCGCCUGUGCCCUGCAGGCAGCGCCCCUCUGCAGACGCCCUGCUUCACGCUGCAGUAUGCCGCUCCGGAGCUUUUCGAGAGCGCGGGAUACGACAAGUCCUGCGACCUCUGGAGUCUCGGGGUCAUCUUGUACACCAUGCUGUCAGGCCAGGUGCCGUUUCAGAGCGAGCAGCGUGGAAUGACCUCAUCCUACGCUGUAGACAUCAUGCAGAAAAUAAAGGAGGGGGAUUUCUCAUUGGACGGGGAGGCGUGGAAAGGUGUAUCAGAGGAUGCCAAAGAGCUGGUUAAAGGACUUCUGACUGUGGAUCCAGAGAGACGCCUGAAACUCUCCGACCUGAAGGAGAACAGCUGGCUGCAGGGAGAAGCUUCCAUGUCCACCACUCCUCUGUGCACCCCGGAUGUGUUAGAGUCCAGCGGGCCGACAGUCCGCACCUAUGUCAAUGCAACAUACCAGGCGUUCAACCGAUGCAAGAGAGAGGGCUUUUUCCUGAAGAGCGUCGACAACGCUCCCCUCGCGAAGCGACGCAAGCUUAAGAUGACGAGCACAGGCGUGGAGACCCGAUGGAGUUCCUCCUCCUCCUCGUCCUCUUCCUCCACCUCCUCCUCGGCAUCCAAAGAGCAGAACAAGCAGACUGUGACCCCGAAGCACAGCAAGCCCAAAUGAUGCAGCGAGAGAGCAACACUGAAAAGUAAAAGGUGUAUCCUAACACCGAGGACAUUAUGUCCGCCACUGGGUCGUUUUCCUUAAAAACAAAACAAAACAAAAACAAACCUUCAGUGAGGGAUUGAAAAACUGGUGCGGGUACAAAGAAAGUUUUAAUGCAAAAAUAUUUUCAUUCCUUCUGCCGCACUCUACUCAAACCAAACGUGUAUUUUUCUUGAAAAGAGAAGACGUGCCCUUGAAGAUUUGAAUUUCCUAUUCAGUAUUUUUAUUUUUUUUUUCACAGCCUAAUCAGUUUAUCCUCACUGUGGCUACAGAACAGUGCCUGGUUGGAGGAGGAGGAAAAGG
Messenger RNA from Cyprinodon variegatus (sheepshead minnow), 3495 nucleotides. It is a transcript of the gene rps6ka4, whose product is annotated as ribosomal protein S6 kinase alpha-5-like. Gene Ontology annotation, biological process: intracellular signal transduction; protein phosphorylation; regulation of DNA-templated transcription. Gene Ontology annotation, molecular function: protein serine/threonine kinase activity; magnesium ion binding; ATP binding. The transcript is spliced from 18 exons. Bases 802 to 3150 code for a protein of 782 amino acids. The record is from RefSeq and is a predicted model, not a curated record. Lineage: Eukaryota; Metazoa; Chordata; Actinopteri; Cyprinodontiformes; Cyprinodontidae.